Messenger RNA from Gavialis gangeticus (Gharial), 3655 nucleotides. It is a transcript of the gene FGFR1OP2, whose product is annotated as FGFR1 oncogene partner 2. Lineage: Eukaryota; Metazoa; Chordata; Crocodylia; Gavialidae. The record is from RefSeq and is a predicted model, not a curated record. The transcript is spliced from 6 exons. Gene Ontology annotation, biological process: response to wounding. The coding region runs from base 206 to 859 and encodes 217 amino acids.
AAAAACAAACAAACCGAGGAGUGGGAAGUCUCGCGAUAAGUGGCGCUCUGGCGGCGACCGCGGUUUGAGUGGGAGCGGCGGGGCGCACGGAAGCCCCGCCCCUCCUGCCUGUGGGGCUGGCUGGCGUCACGGUAUGAGCGGCUCCCGCGGCCGCUGACCCCGAUCACGGCUCGGCCUGGCCCAGGCUUUGCUGGCGCCACCAGGCAUGAAAAUGAGUUGCACAAUUGAGAAAGCCCUAGCUGAUGCCAAAGCACUAGUGGAGCGGUUAAGGGAGCAUGAUGAUGCAGCAGAAACUCUUAUUGAACAAACUACUGCUCUCAACAAGCGGGUAGAAGCAAUGAAACAGUAUCAAGAAGAAAUUCAAGAGCUUAAUGAGGUAGCAAGACAUCGGCCUCGGUCUACAUUAGUGAUGGGUAUCCAGCAGGAAAACAGACAAAUAAGGGAAUUGCAGCAGGAAAAUAAAGAACUACGUACAUCUCUUGAAGAGCAUCAGUCUGCUUUAGAACUUAUAAUGAGCAAGUAUAGAGAGCAGAUGUUUAGGUUGCUCAUGGCCAGCAAAAAGGAUGACCCAAGUGUAAUCAUGAAGUUAAAAGAGCAACAUUCCAAGGAGCUACAAGUGCAUGUGGACCAAAUUACAGAAAUGGCAGCAGUAAUGAGAAAAGCCAUUGAAAUUGAUGAACAGCAGGCUUGUAAAGAGCAGGAACGUAUUGUUCAGCUUGAACAUGAAAAUAAAGGCUUGAGAGAGAUCCUUCAGAUAACCAGAGAGUCCUUUCUGAAUAUGAACAAAGACGAUGCAUCUGAAAGUACAUCUUUGUCAGCAUUAGUAACGAGUAGUGAUCUGAGCCUAAGGAAGAGCUGAAGAUGCUGUCAAGUCAAAAAAGCUUUAAUUGCACACUUUACAAAUCAGGGGUCACUUGUCAAGCACUUGUUACUGAAUAGGGCACCAAUUUCUAUUUGUUUGGUUUUUUUUAUACUGUGUGAAGUACUGGUAUCUUAAAUCAGUAGCACCAGAGUAGUUUUUCAUGAACCUAAUUCUGAUGAGAAAUUGGCUAAUGCAGUUACUGAGAUUUGAAAUUACUUUGCAAUAAGUACUUGGAGGACAAGCUCUAAAUUCAUAUUUAAUUUAAAUUUACUGCUUAUGAAAAGAUGUAUCUGUCUAAAUAAGGUAAGAUUUCAUGAGUCUUGACUAAGAGUUACUAAAAUAACUAGUAGCCCUUUUGAGUUGUUCUCAGUAUUUUUAGUGAAGUAAAUAUUUUCAGAUCUGCCUUUCACAAUAGAUUGAUAAUGGAAAGGACACAAUCUAAACCCCAGGUGAAACCAGUGGAAGUGCUUCUUUUGGCAGCUGAGAAAUCCGUAUUAAAAAUCUAAUCCCUUGCACCUUUUAUGAGUUAGAAAAUAUUUAACCUAAAAUGAUACAGGUUAGUACCACUGGGAACAAAAAAAUAUCAGUAGCAUGCCUACUUGUACUUUGAGAUUUUAAAUUUAUAAUUUUGCUUGUAGCUGCAGUAUGUUCUGCUUUCAUAAGAGCAGUUCUUUUUGGAUACCCAUGCAGUAUCUAAGGAAUUCUAUUCAAAUAAACUUUUUGCAGUAACUAGAUGCAAUUUUAAACUUUUUUUAGUAACAUUGAGAGCACAGCACCUUAUUCUGUGUUAGUAAUUCACCUUUUGAGUAGGGGGGAAAGGAUUCAGUCUUUCCAAACUGUAAAGAACUAGCACACUUUUCCAUUCUGUGAUUGGAUAUUUAUCCAUUGUUAUUCAGGAAGAUGCAGUUUAGACACACAAGCUGAAGAUGGCAGGCAUGUAGCUUGUGGGGAAAAAACUACUGUUGAGAAAAUUGACCUCCUACACUACUAUUAUCUGCAUUUUUAAAUUUCUGGUAUUCACAAAAGAGGGAGAUUAUCUAAGUUACUUUAAAAACUAAAGUUUCCAGGUACAAAUCCAUUUUUAGGGAAAAGUGUCCUUCUUACUGAGAAUUUCACUAAAUGGCAUCAACAACAGGGGAUGCUUGCUUUGUGUGUGUUAGGAUUAAAGUGGUACCUCCUGAUGCUAAUUGUUAGCAUCAGUGUGGGAGAAGAGCUAUGGGUGUUGGGACACCUGUAUGUGAAGUUAACUACCUACCUUGCUUUUGCCCUUUUCAAACAUUUGUCUUACUCUUAUAGGGAAGUGUUUAAAAAAAAAAAAGAGAGAGAGAGAAAUGUCCUUUUAGACUUCUUGUGCAUGGCUUCCCUGGCUAUAAACACAUUCACAAGAGAUUUCACCAAAAUGACUGUGUGUGUAAACCGUAUCUAAGUUUGAAUAUUUUGACUACUCAGACCUCACUUAGUAAAAGUAUUUUUAAUUCAGCUAGACUGCUACUCAAGCUCAGUUUAGUAAAUUGGAUUUCAAUUGAACGAAUGCAAUACCCUUUAAAUGUCAAGCAAUCUAUUUUUUUUUUAACAUUUUUUCAAUAAUGCAAUGACCUUCUAGCCCAUGUAGGUAAAUAUUUAGCAUAGUACAAAUGUUUCAGACCUGAAUUAUCCAUGCCUACUAACUUGAUUUAUAAAUAAUUCAACAUGUAUUACACUGGUGCUGUUAACUCUUCCUAUAACUUUGAAGGUUAAAAAUGAGCAAGAUGGGGAAAGAGAUGGUUAUUACAGCUGUUGAUUUAUUUAUUUUUCAUUAUUAUUAUUUUUUCCUGUCAGAAUUUGAUAACUCGAUUGGUGAAUAUAAUAAACUUGUAAACUAGUUGUUCCACUGACUGUUCAACUAAUAGGAGAGAGUGCCUUUUAAUAGCUAAUUUGCAAUAACCAUGUAUGAAACUCCAAACUUCCGCAAGAGUUUCUCUCACAUUUAAAAAAAGACCAACCAAAACCCUAUAACAAUAGGAAAGACCACUGGCUCUCAUUUUAGAGUGUUUAGUGAGGUGGCAUCCUUGCUCAUUUCUGGGUUUAGUAAUAUAGGUAGGAAAAACUAGACAUUAUAGGAUGUCUGUCUGAUGACUUCAAAGCUGGUUGUUACGACAGUUCUCCGAGGGAAAAUUUAUGCAAGUGUACUAGCUCAAGCGUAAAGUCUGCUUGGCCACUACUACAAUCUCAAAUGCCGCAUGCAUGCUAUACAUGAAUUCAGUUUUGCACCUCAGAUGCAAAGUGAUAAAAUAUUCUAAAAACCAAAAGCAAAAUCACAUAAAAUGAACAAGUUUGUUGCUGUUAUCCCUAAAAGGGCUUUUUACUUUGAAACCUGGAGGAUGAGAAUUGUUCAUCAUGCAGUUGACUAGUAUCUGCUGUCACUUAUUUUAUGCAGAAGAGGGAGUUUUGUUUUAUUAUUAUUAUUAUUUUUUUUUUAAAUCCAAUUUCCAGGGUUGCAUAUUAAAAGUCUUAAGUGUGUGGCACUUUUUUCAGGUUGCUCUAUUAUGAAACAAUGCUUGAUUUAGUGUUUUUGUAAAUAGAAAAUGUGAUUUAACUUAUCUGUUUGUCUUCACAUGUUUGAUAUUUUUCCCCUUCCCUUCCCUAAACAAACCUAAUCAUUCUUGGGUUUUAAAGAACUCUCACAUUUGUGGAGUGACUAUUUUUCAUCACAUGCCCAUUAUUUUUGUAAUGCAGAUGCUCAAAAUGAAUUUAUGGCUAGAAUUGUGUACUGUACAGUAAACUUAUUUUAUCAAUAAAGUUGACUGAAAACUU